Cadophora gregata is the source of this 1806-nucleotide messenger RNA. RefSeq lists its product as uncharacterized. The record is from RefSeq and is a predicted model, not a curated record. Gene Ontology annotation, cellular component: cytosol; plasma membrane; cytoplasm. Gene Ontology annotation, biological process: ubiquitin-dependent endocytosis. The coding region runs from base 1 to 1806 and encodes 601 amino acids. Lineage: Eukaryota; Fungi; Ascomycota; Leotiomycetes; Helotiales; Ploettnerulaceae. Gene Ontology annotation, molecular function: protein-macromolecule adaptor activity; ubiquitin protein ligase binding. The transcript has 5 exons.
AUGCCCAGCUUCUUUGGUGCUGUCACUGGCAAGACCAGUGCGACUCUAUUUGAGAUUCGCCUCGACAAUGAAAUCAUUGUGUUACGUGGGGCUGAAAACGAGGCCUCGAGCCAGCUGUUGAAGGGAGUGGUGGUCCUGUGCCUCCCAAGUGCUCUGAAAGUAGAAGAUGUACAUCUGCGAAUGACAGGUCAACUGAAGGUUGGAUGGAACGAUUCACGACUCACUCCCACCGGUAUCUCGAAUAAUCGACUCGACAAGACGACCGAGAUAUUUAACCACAAAUGGCCCCCAUUCGUUGGAGGAGGUGGAGGAUCCAAUUCGCGGGGUUGCAAUCUGCCGUCUGGAAAUUACGAGUGGCCGUUCGAGAUCGUGAUUCCGGGAAGCUUUGCAGAGAGUGUGGAAGGUCUGCAAGACAGUCACAUCCAGUACCGAUUGAAGGCUACAGUUGCUCGAGGGAAAUUGGCAUACGAUCUACAUGCACACAAGCCCGUUCGAAUCGUCCGAACCCUUGAUCCAUCCGCGUUGGAAUUGGCCCAUGCCAUGACCGUGGAGAAUAUUUGGCCGAACAAGAUCGAGUACCAGAUUAUCAUUCCACAAAAGGCCAUUAUUUUCGGGACUGCAAUCGAUGUUGAGAUGAAAUUUACCUCUCUUCUGAAAGGAUUGAGGAUCGGUCAAAUAAAAUGCCAGUUGCUCGAGGUACAGGAAUUCACAUUGCCCGCGGCAUCUCAACAUAUGGAAAGGCAUUACAAGAAUCAACGGGAUGUCGAUUCUUGGGUUUUUGAGCUGGGCGACGACAACUACCAGGAUCUGAUGAAUGAUGAUGGGCAAGAUGGCUACACUUUGACCGAGAGAAUGCCGCUCCCUAAGACUUUGAAGUUGUGCUUGCAAGAUGUGGAUGUUCACGGAAUCAAAAUACGACACAAAGUCAAAUUCAACAUUGCUCUCCAUAACCCAGAUGGGCACGUUUCAGAGCUCCGUGCAACGCUUCCAGUAACUAUAUUUAUCUCACCAAAUAUGCCUCUCAACGAAGAUGGCCAACUUGUUGAUCAAACUCCAAUGAGCACGCAAUCAAUAGACAUGACACAGCAUGCACCUCCUUUGUAUGGACAACAUGUUCUAGACCAGCUGUAUGCCGAUAUGAACAAUACCGGAAUUAUGACUCCUGCGCCACAAUCUGGGAUGAACACGCCUUUUCACGGUCUAUCAAGAGCAGGCUCACACGAGAAUCUGGCUUCACUGAACUCAGUGGCCAAUCAGAAUGGCGCUGUUCCUCCAGCAGCUCUUCAGUCUCGACUGCAGGAUUUAGAUCCGAAUGGUAUGUCUCGGAAUAGUAGCUUCAGACGAUUAAACGGAUCUGGACAUAGUACGCCUGCACCUAGGCAGAUGGAGAGCGAACCGGGCUACUUCGACCAACACAAUUCGGAGUCGAACAGUAAUCCAUUGAGCAGACGGACAAGUGAGGAAGACCAUACUAGGCACUCUAGAGUGACCAGUGGCCAGCAAACCCCGGACGAGCAUCUUGAUUUUGCAGAACUCGGAGACCUGACGAAGGUUCCAUCAUACCGAACUGCUGUUCGAGCCCCUGUUCGAGGUAUGAGUUACAGCGACGCUUUGCCAGAUUACGUUACGGCGACAUCUGCACCUCCCAGUCCUGAAAGAUCUUUCAGCACUCCAGCUAGCCCACAGGAGAGGAGAAACCCGUUCUCGGGAAUGGGAUUCACACCGAUAAACCCACCUGCAGCAGCCCUGAUUUCUGGUGCUGAUCGCAUGCCUUUACACGUAAGACAGAACAGAGGUCGAGGUUGA